UUGGCAGCACCGCUGCGAGAUGAUGGUGGCUGCGGCUGCUGAGAGGAACAAGGAGCCCAUCCUGUGCGUGCUCCGCCAGUAUGUGGAUCCUGCCCAGCGCGGCGUUCGCGUGCUCGAGGUGGCCUCGGGCUCCGGCCAGCACGCCGCGCACUUUGCACAGGCUUUCCCGCACGCUGAGUGGCAGCCGUCAGACGUGGACCAGCGCUGCCUGGACAGCAUUGCCGCCACCACCCAAGCCCAAGGGUUGUCCAAUGUGAAGGCCCCGCUGUACCUGGACGUGACCUGGGAGUGGGAGCAAUGGGGCGGAAUCCAGCCGCGGUCGCUGGACCUUUUGCUCUGCAUCAAUAUGACCCACAUCAGUCCCCUGAACUGCACUGAGGGACUUUUCAAAGCAGCAGGACAGCUGCUUAAAACCAAGGCUGUGCUGAUCACCUAUGGGCCCUUUGCAGUCAAUGGAAAGAUCUCUCCCCAGAGCAACGUGGACUUUGACCUGACCCUCAGAUGCAGGAACCCAGAGUGGGGGCUUCGUGACACAGCCCUCCUGGAGGAACUAGGCCAGGCCAGCGGCUUAGUCCUGGAGAGGAUGGUAGGCAGGGCAAUGGUGGGGGGUAGAGAAUCUCCCUGGGAAUAAGGGCCACUCCAGCAAAGCAUUUUUCCAGGUGACAUGCCAGCCAACAACAAGUGCCUGAUUUUCCGGAAAGAAUAGCCUAUUUCCUACCUCCCAUGUGCCUGCAUCUUUGUCAAAGGUUCUGUCACGGUACAAGCUAGACCUCAGCCCCUCCCCGAGUCACUCCUUGGGAUAAAUUAGUCCCUCCUAAUCUGGUGGCCAUAGUGCUACAGAGAACCUGGGCCCAAUGGGCCAUGAAAUAAAACCACUCCAUUUCACUACA
Arvicola amphibius (Eurasian water vole) is the source of this 890-nucleotide messenger RNA. RefSeq names its product methyltransferase like 26 (gene Mettl26). The transcript has 5 exons. NCBI's taxonomy places the organism in Eukaryota, Metazoa, Chordata, Mammalia, Rodentia, Cricetidae. The record is from RefSeq and is a predicted model, not a curated record. The coding region runs from base 20 to 631 and encodes 203 amino acids.